GUUAUAUUUUAAUAAAUCUCAGAAAUGGCUACAUUUUAUUCAAACUUCUUGAAAUCUUAUGAAGAUUUCUACAAAUUCGACUUCGUCAGUGGAACACCAUUCCAAGUGACUGCCAAAUCUAACAAAAAGGAAGAGAAUGGCAAGAAACACUCUUUCGAACAAAAGCUCACUUUUGAUAACACCGAGGAAGGAAAUGGAUUAAAGCUUGGCAGUGAACUGAAGGUUAAAGCAAGCUGUGAGAAGUCUAAAUUUGAGGCUAAAAUUACUCCAAACAAGGUCAAGAUCGAGAAGACCUGCACUCCUCCACAAGUCAACAAUGAUACUACUGAAGGAUCUUUCAUGGGAAGAUUGGAGUACAAGGCUGGAGAUGAAACUCCUGAUUUGACUGCAGGAUUCACUUAUGGACUUCCAAAGCUAAACGAUGAUGUCUCUGUUUACUUUGAAGGAAAUGUUACCUACAAGGGUCUAAAAGAUUUGAAGGGAGAAUUCACUACUCUCUCCUCCUACCAAAACAAGUUCUUCAUCGGAUCUGAAGUUAUUGGAGACUUGAAGACUCAGAAGCCUUCUUCCAUUCAUGGAGUCGCUGCUGCUGACUUAGAUGGAAGCUUUGUCUACAUGAAGCAUGACUGUAUCAACCAUCUUGCUAAGCUUGGAUUCUCCACUAAGAAGCUUGAUCAGUUCGACACCUUCGCUGCUGAGACUCAAGUUGCUGUUAAGCAGGAAGGACCUCUCCAAGAUAGAACCACUACAACUGUAGCUUUCUCAAAGGCUUUGAGUGACGACUUUACCGUGAAGGGUAAGUUCGAUAUCACCAAGAAGGUGCAUGCUGAGUUCUCUUGGAUCCAUAAGAUCAACGACAACUUCAAGAUCACCUUCUCAGAUAGACUCAACCCAGUGGGUAUCUUCACUGAACCAGCAAAGGAGAAAUAUGAGCUCGGAAUUGCAUUUGAGGGAAUCUUCUAA
Moneuplotes crassus is the source of this 963-nucleotide messenger RNA. NCBI's taxonomy places the organism in Eukaryota, Ciliophora, Spirotrichea, Euplotida, Euplotidae. The record is from the annotation of a GenBank genome assembly.